Anopheles aquasalis is the source of this 5229-nucleotide messenger RNA. Its product is annotated as guanine nucleotide exchange factor DBS. The record is from RefSeq and is a predicted model, not a curated record. Gene Ontology annotation, biological process: intracellular signal transduction. NCBI's taxonomy places the organism in Eukaryota, Metazoa, Arthropoda, Insecta, Diptera, Culicidae. Gene Ontology annotation, molecular function: guanyl-nucleotide exchange factor activity; protein binding. Gene Ontology annotation, cellular component: cytoplasm.
UGUGGAUAUUGCUAAGAUUAUCACGCAGAUUAUUUAAAAAUGACCGCAACAAUUACCGAACAAUAAAUAGUGUAAAGUGAGAAGAACAUGUGAAAAAAUGAUGGUACAAGGCUCUCGCGUUGCGCAUCAAGCUAACAAAAAACAGUUACAGCGCCCAAAUAGUUGUUCAUCCUCGUACACUACUCAAACGCAAAAUGGAACUGCAACAUUUUCAAGUAGCGAACGCGAUUGUGAGAAUAGAACAUCUGCUUCAGCAACCGGCACUAAACAGCAUCACCAACAGCAAUUUACAAAGUUCCGAAGUAACCGCAGCGCUAGUAGCAGCCGAAUGACUAGCAAAGUUGUGGAGCCUAAAGUUGAUUGUCGACGGAAAAGCGCUUUAACGGGUACUUCAAUCUGUUUCACUGAUGGUCACGAAGAAGGGACGGUUAGUACGGAGCGAAUACCCAAGAUGGAAUUACUUAAACUAAAUUACGUAAAACUCAAGAACGAACAAACAAAACGGUUAAUCGAAAAUAAAAAUGCAUCUGCAGUUGAGAGAAAACAACAGAAGACAUCAUCUGCAUCAACUGGUGUAGACGAUGGUCCCAGUAGAAAAAAUCGUCAUGCAAUCGCGAGGGGAAACUUUAAUGCGACUGUAAAAGAUCCAGCCACUGCUGUAGAAGGGUUCGUCGGCAGUGAUGGAAACAAAGAUCAUCAGACAAAUGGUGGUGAGCAAGAAGAGGUGGCCAAAUCAAAAUAUCUCGUUUAUAAAAAGCAUAACGGAUUCGGUGCAAAUGUUUCUGGGAACACGGAUGCAUCAAUAGCUAAGCUACAAUACAUUAACGACUCUGAUAUUAAAAUGAAAGCAUCUGUGAAGAAAAAGUAUGGGUUGUUCGAAAAUAAGAAGAAAAACAAACUGGAAACAGUGCAAUAUUAUUUUGAUAGCCGCAGUUACGAACGCUAUGUGGAUAAUAAGUUAUACGGAGUAGUUAAUAAAACGGAGCAGCAGGAAGCUACUUCAUCAUUACCAUCUGUAAGUAAUGCUUGUAAUCCACAAAAACAACAAGCCGUUGCUGAGAAUAAAAUUCAAUCACAACAAACAAACAAUCGGCCCAGCAUGAUGCGAGUGAUAAAUCAGCCGGCUGCUACAAAUAGAACCGGCAAUGCAUCGCGACCAAAAACCAUUAAGAAAAAUCUUUCCCUCGAAGCACCUGCAGAGAUAGGUGUGCUUGAUGGUUUAAAACAGGAAAACUGCCGAGUAUUCAAACUACAAAAAAGCCAUACCAGCACCAACCUUCUAAUGCGCCAUAGAUCUAUGAACGACAUUCAUCGCAUCAAUCAGUUGUUUUUGGAUCCAACUGUUUCGAAACCCGAUUCGGAAACGACAUCAGAUAUACCACCACUACCUCAGCGUCAAACGAGCUGUUCUAAAAUAUCUCCUCAAAUUUCGAAAAAUCAAACUGCUCAAACUGUUGUAUAUUCUAAACCGGCGGAAACAAAUAGUAUAGAAAAAUCAAAGCUUCGCGAGCCUCCUGUACAUCGGUUUGAAAAACAUCGGAAAUCUGAUGAACCUUCUGCAAAACAGCAAAAGUAUCUGGUACACAAGCGUCUGAGCGCUCGGUAUAAAACCAACGACAAUUUAGCAAAGAUCAAUGCCAAUCAGGUGGUCCCAGAACAGUUCUCAACGGAAGAUACAAUAAGGAAGCGCAUUCGGCAGAUUAUUGACAGUCAACAUCAGAUUGGGUCGACGGAAACAAUUGAUCAAACUCAGGAUCAUGUGUCACAGUUAUUUCAACCACAUCACAAAGAUGAUCUCAAUUCUAUUACCCCGACUCGUACGAAGGAGAUUGGGAAAUUCCGGUUUCAGAGAUCAAAGUCCGCCACUCGCCUUUUAGGACAUGACGCUGAUCGAAGAAAGUUAGAUGACGAAGUAAGCAGCGACGUUAGUGUAAGAAGUAGCAAAACAACAUGUGGAUACAAAAACUGCAAUUAUUCCAACUGUCCUAUGUCAUCUUCCUCUUCUGCUUCUUCUACCGUCUCGUCCACCAAUUGUUUCUCGGAUCGAAAUAACGAUAAACUGAAUGCAUGUGAAGAGAUUGUGAGUAUUGGUAUUAAACCAAUUUCUAAUCAAUCUCGACAUUCUUUCAUUGAUUAUCGGAAAGAAACAUCCGAAAUCAUAACCAGCGGCAAACGAACAUCUAUUGUUAUCAAUGAUGAUGAAAUUCCUGUAAUGGAAGCUACAAGAGAUGUGUUAAUUAACAAUGUACUCAAUGAAAAGCUUACAAACAGUAACAGAGAAAAGCAAAACAAUAAUGUUCACAUUCUCUUUUCCAAAAUGAAUGAAUCUGAACUGGAUUCCAAUCGUAUAAUAAUCGAGAAGUGCAUAGAAUCGGCACGAGGACACAACGGAGCAGAAACAGUUGGCAACUUUGGAACAGCGCAAAAGUUCUGGAGUCAGCAAAAUCAACGAAAUAUAAAACUAAAAAAUAAUCCGCAAACCAAGGCAUAUGACGACAAAAUUAACAUAAAUAACAAGAUCAGAAACGAAGAGAAUAACAGUAUUAGAAUAUUCAUCAGCAGCAAUAAUCAGAUGUCAAGCAAUAGUGCAUCCGAGCAAUCUAUGUCUCUUAUAUCCAACGCAAAUCAUGAUACUCAUAGUAACAGAUCUUCAACCUGCUCCUCUGCAUCGACCACGUCAUCGUCGUGCGGGUCAACGAGCGGAGAAUCUGACAAAGACGACGGAUACUGCGACCACAGUGAAAGAUCCGUUUCACCAACAAAGCAACCUUCUUCAAUCGUUUCCACCAUCAGCACCGAAAGUAGCAAUAGCGGCACCAUAUGCAGUGAAUCUACAAACAUUUCCAGCAUAACCUGCACAGGAAGCAGUAGUAGCCUUCACGGCAAUGGUUUAGCCUGGGGAAAAGAUAUUCAAAAGGCCAAUCGCUUCACUUCCAAGACCAAUAUCAGACUGGGUCGAGAUGGUGCUUUAUUCCUUAACAACGGAUGUUUUACGGAUGAAUCAGAUCAGGCAGUGAGACAUGCUGCAAACAGUGACGCUGGUGCACCGUCGGUGUGCUGUUCUAAUGGUGAAGAAAACUACUGUCGUUGUUGCAAAAAACAUAAUAGUACAGCAUUCGGAGGGAACACAUGCAGCAAGCCCUGUCUUGUUAGUUCCAUAAACAUUGAUGAUAAUGUUGUCGAGUGUGAAAAUGAAGGUCUACUCUCAGUCAUUGCAAACAGUGUGAAUAGAGAAGAGUUCAUCUAUAAAAAAUCUGGCACUACCUGCGAGUGCAGCAGAAGUAUGAAAAACAUUCCAAACAAGAUUGAAAGUUUCUCAACGCGGCCAAUCUCGAUUGAAGGACCACCUGACUCCGGAAUAUCAAUCAGUAGCGAUACGAUCAUUGCUAAUUCAGAUAGUGAUCUCAACCUUCAAAAUCAAACCGAUUCUGAUGAACGAAAACUUAAGCGAGGCCAUGUGUUAGCCGAGUUGUUGGAAACGGAACGUAUCUAUGUGGCUGAAAUGGGAUCAAUUUUGAAAGGAUACAGAGACGAGAUGCUCUCGGAAGAGAUGAGUUGCCUGGUACCACCAGGUCUACAAGGAAAAUCAGACAUACUGUUUGGUAAUCUACAUGAGUUAUACACCUUCCACAAUGACAUCUUUUUGAAAGACUUGGAGAAUUGUAUUUCUACCACUGAACUUGUCGCUUUAUGCUUUGUUCAACGGCGCGAUACUUUUUUCCGUCUCUACUCGUACUACUGUCAAAACAUACCCCGUUCCGAGCGUCUACGAGAGACACUCGUCGACACGCAUCUGUUCCUGCAGGAGUGCCAAAAGAAGCUAGGGCAUAAACUGCCCCUUGCCGCAUAUCUUCUCAAACCCGUGCAAAGGAUAACCAAAUAUCAAUUGCUUUUAAAAGAUCUACUCAAAUUUAGCGACACUGGGACAUGCUCCCGUGAGUUACAGAAAGCUUUGGAUUGCAUGUUGGUUGUUCUAAAAUGUGUUAAUGAUUCUAUGCACCAAAUAGCUAUUACUGGUUUUCCGGCCGAUCUAUCCCAGCAAGGGGAACUGUUGCUACAAGAUUCGUUCCAAGUAUGGACGGAAAGUAAAAAAGACUUACGAUUGAGAUUGAAAACACAAAACAGGCACAUUUUUCUCUAUCAGAAGGCAAUGCUGUUUUGUAAGCAGGGCUCUAAAACGGGUCAUAAUAAGAGCACCUAUCAAUUCAAGCAUUGGUUGCAGAUGUCUCAAAUAGGUCUCACAGAGUCCGUGCGUGGUGAUUCGCGCCGGUUUGAAGUGUGGUUGCAAGGUCGCCAGGAGGUACACACGAUACAAGCCGGAACGAUUGAAAUUAAAAACAAAUGGGUCACAGAAAUUAAACGAGUUUUGUUGAAUCAGCUUGAAGAGCUGAAAGGUGAAAAAAUCAAACAGUAUGGACUGAACCACAAAUCAUUGCGUCACACGGCGUCAUGGGACUUACCACCAACGAUCCAUAACGCAUCGAGCCACGCAUUGAGUGGCGAUCAACAAGCUAAUGCAAGUGGGAUUGUUACACUUUCGCAGGAUGUCGUUUCACGCAUACCACACAUGAAUGAAGAAGGCAUUAUGAAUGCCACUGGAAUUUCGUCGUCGUCUUCGGAGCACGAUAAUCAGGAAGCAAAUGCAUGGAGCUCUGAUUAUUCAAACAGUGAGGACGAAUUUACAACUGUGGAAGACAGCGUAGUUCCUGGGCAUAAAUUUAUUUCGCUAGCCGAUUAUUGCGCAAUAGGCAAUUCGGAGGUGACGAUGAAAGAAUCAGAUGUUGUUGAAUUGCUCAAAGUAGGUUGUGCUGGCUGGUGGUUCGUAAAAGUAAUCGCCACUGGUCUAGAAGGAUGGGCACCAGCAGCCUAUCUGGAACCCAGCAAUAGGAAAAAUUCUCGUCUUCGUAGUGCUCGUAGUCAAGAUAAAUUAAAUGAUAACUAAUAGUCAGUUGAAUUACCAAUAUAACACGUCAUUUUGACAUCAUGAAUAGAGUAUUAUUUUGUAUCUCCUAGCCAAAGUAUAGUGGAAGUGGUUAAUCUGGGCUCCACCCCACCGGUAGAAUUUGACUCCGAUACCUAUGUUGAAGUUUGUUUUAUGAUUUGAUCUUAAGAAUAAGUUUGUAUUUAUAGUAGGCGACAUUGCUCGCUGGAAACCUGAUAAACGUCGAUCUGUAGCAAUAAACAUAGUUGAUCAUACAUAACAGCCACUGUCGUGAGAAUAAAGUUCCA